Messenger RNA from Leopardus geoffroyi (Geoffroy's cat), 5713 nucleotides. RefSeq names its product cyclin dependent kinase 14 (gene CDK14). Gene Ontology annotation, molecular function: cyclin binding; ATP binding; cyclin-dependent protein serine/threonine kinase activity. The transcript has 14 exons. Gene Ontology annotation, biological process: protein phosphorylation. Gene Ontology annotation, cellular component: cytoplasm; cytosol; nucleus. Bases 19 to 1374 code for a protein of 451 amino acids. Lineage: Eukaryota; Metazoa; Chordata; Mammalia; Carnivora; Felidae. The record is from RefSeq and is a predicted model, not a curated record.
GAAUUGCCUGGACAGCAUAUGCACGGUUACUUUGGCUGCAAUGCUGCUGCAGAGCCUGGUUACUCUGCCUUCCUGGGAACUCCACAGAUAUGUGUCACAAAGAUGUCUACACGGAACUGCCAGGGAAUGGACUCAGUGAUCAAACCCCUGGACACAAUUCCUGAGGAUAAAAAAGUCAGGGUUCAGAGGACACAGAGCACUUUUGACCCAUUUGAGAAACCAGCUAAUCAAGUAAAGAGGGUGCAUUCCGAGAACAAUGCUUGCAUUAACUUCAAGUCCUCCUCCACCGGCAAAGAGUCACCAAAAGUUAGGCGGCACUCCAGCCCCAGCUCGCCAACCAGUCCCAAAUUUGGAAAAGCUGACUCAUACGAAAAACUGGAAAAACUAGGGGAAGGAUCUUAUGCUACAGUUUACAAAGGAAAAAGCAAAGUAAAUGGGAAGUUGGUAGCCCUGAAGGUGAUCAGGCUGCAAGAAGAAGAAGGUACACCUUUUACAGCUAUCAGGGAAGCCUCUCUGUUAAAAGGACUAAAACAUGCUAACAUAGUGCUGCUUCAUGACAUCAUCCACACCAAGGAGACGCUGACACUUGUGUUUGAAUAUGUGCACACUGAUUUAUGUCAGUACAUGGACAAGCACCCUGGGGGGCUGCAUCCAGAUAAUGUGAAGUUGUUUUUAUUUCAGUUGCUGCGAGGGCUGUCUUACAUCCACCAGCGUUAUAUUUUGCACAGAGACCUGAAACCACAGAACCUUCUGAUCAGUGACACGGGGGAGUUAAAGCUGGCAGAUUUCGGUCUUGCAAGAGCAAAAUCUGUCCCUAGCCACACAUACUCCAAUGAAGUGGUUACCUUGUGGUACAGACCUCCAGAUGUCCUCCUGGGCUCAACAGAAUAUUCCACCUGCCUUGACAUGUGGGGUGUUGGCUGCAUCUUUGUUGAAAUGAUCCAAGGAGUUGCUGCUUUUCCAGGAAUGAAAGACAUUCAGGAUCAACUUGAACGAAUAUUUCUGGUUCUCGGAACGCCAAAUGAGGACACGUGGCCUGGAGUUCAUUCUUUACCACAUUUUAAGCCAGAACGCUUUACCCUGUACAGCUCUAAAAACCUUAGGCAAGCGUGGAAUAAGCUCAGCUAUGUGAAUUAUGCAGAGGAUCUGGCCUCCAAGCUCCUACAGUGUUCCCCAAAGAACAGACUAUCAGCACAGGCUGCCUUGAGCCACGAGUAUUUUAGUGACCUGCCCCCACGGCUAUGGGAAUUGACUGAUAUGUCUUCUAUUUUUACCGUCCCAAACGUAAGAUUGCAGCCAGAAGCUGGAGAAAGCAUGCGGGCCUUUGGGAAAAACAAUAGUUAUGGCAAAAGUCUAUCAAAUAGCAAGCACUGAUGAGCACAACAUUCUCAAGAGAGCACAGGUAUCUUAAGUGCUCAAAAACAUUUCAAACAGUGAAACAUGUGGACAGAGAAUUUUGAAUUUGGGUCCAGCCUACAGUGGAAGAUAUUGUUCAUUGGAGAAAUUGCUGGAUCACAUGUUUCAUGUUUUCUCUAUAAGAAGAAAAGAUGUGUAUAAGUAUGAAAAGCAGUUUCUAGCUGAAAAGAUCUCAUGUUCCCCUGAGAUUUUGACAUGUGAGCACCUAAACUCCAGCUAUCGUCAGUUUUUAUCCAUGACAAGCAACAGGCUCACUAUGGCAUGUGAGACACAUAGUGCUUCUAGUUGUACUUGAGAUUCGUACAGACCUGGAUUCAAAUCCCAAAAGCAUCAUUUCUCACUGUGUGUCCAGGGGCAAGUCCCAAAGUCUCUUGGAGGUUUGUUUUCUUUGUUUGUUUUCUCUUUCUAAAGAACUAUCCUUUCUUUAUCCAAGUAAGGAUAGUUAAUACUGACCUCACAAAGCUGUUGGAAAAUUCAUUGAGAGGAGGGAAGUCAAGUGCCUCAUAUUACCUGAGAGGCAUCAAGGCACUGCAGCAUGGCCAUUAGGAGUUCUGGUUUCAGAACCAAUUGUUCAGGUUCUGACACUUAUUGACUGUGGCCUUGGGAACAGAGCCACUUCUCCAUCUAGACAGUGAUAGUAACCAUAAUCAUACCUCAUGACUUGUGACGAGGAGUGACUGAAGUGACCCGUGUAAGGCACUUGGACUAGUACUUGCCUGGUUCAAGGAAAGUGCUUGACACUCUUAUAUGCUGACCUGGCAGGAUGGUUGGACAGAUGGGAGUUAAUGUCUGAUUCUAAUGCCAUGAACAAACAAUAAGUAGUGCUACUGUCCUUGUCAUGCAAAAGUAAUUCAAUGUGGAGCUCCACUUCACCAUGAGCACUCUCGAUUUGACCGCCUGGCUCAUCACUCUGCAGUUCAUCAUGGCCACAGAAGCAUCUGGUCUGGCACUUACCAUCUGUGAUGCUACUAUUUUUCUCCAAAGCCAUGAUGAAUUCCACAGCUCCCAAGAAGCUUCCUGUUUCUUUCACAAUAGCCGUUUGCCAAACUUAGAAGUUUCUGACAUUCCAGUUGGGCAUGGCACUUCCAGACUUGUUACAUUGGAAAUGUGGAAUUGGUCACAACUUACAUACUGAUUUCCUUUAAUGUGGAACAUUCUCUAAUUCCCAAGUGGUGUUCUCUGCAAAGUAAUCUGUCCUUUCCAAGAUUAGUUACAUGAUAUUGAAAAAUGCUAUAGAAGAAGAGGACCAUGAGAGUCCACUCUAGAGCAGGUGUAUAUAGUGAGUGAUCUUUCUGCCCUGUCAGAGGUAAAGAACUGAUGGGCAAAGGGUUAACAUCUUUUCCAGCUUCAAUAAAGUCAGGUUAUGCAUGAGGUAAAGGGUGAGGAGCAGAUAUUUAAUAUGCUGGCUAACUUGAAGUACCUCCAAAAAAUUACAGUCUUAAACUUAAGGACUCCAAAAGAGAAUGGAAAUUAUGUUGCAUUUUCAAUGAUGUGCGUUUCCCAGGAGGAGAAAAACUUUUAAUAUCUGUGAACACUUUCUUUAAUACCCAACAAAUGUGAUAUGCUGCUAAUAGAAAAAAAAAAACAAAAACGCCAAUUUCAGUUGUGUGCUUCAUGGUCAUAGAACAAUACAGAGUUGAUAUUGCAGUAACAGGGAUCUAAAACUACCCUUCUAAUGAAAAACAGCCCUGUUUGGACAAAUAUUUUCUGGCAUCUUUAUAUUUCCCUUAACUGGAAACAGAAAACGUUGGCUUGGUGUCAUGACUACGGGAUACUGUGUUUUUUAAGUAAAAACAAAUUGUGAGGACGGUGUUGCCAAGAAACAAUGAAGGUGGUUAGAAGGUAUGGAAUGGGCUACUUCAGGUGCUCAUAUCUAACAGCAUCGCAGCCAUAGAUUGAUUUACUGGCUGAGCCAUUCAGCAUGGUAAUGCUAUUAUCUGCUGUUAUUUUCUGAGGUGUAGUCACUUACUGCCUUUCUACCUAUUCUUUUCACUCCUUUGGUGAAAAAGAGAGCUUUCUGUGAGAAUCCUGAACACUUGGAAAUUUGGAAAUAAUGUGAAAUCUAAAGCAGAUCUAAUUAUCCAUUACACGUGUAGGCCAGCUAUUCAAAGCCCAUAUUAUCUAAAGCUGUGUCCCAACUUUGCUGUCUGUACACAUGGGAGCAGACACUGUGCAGGGGCAAGGAAAAAGUGAAACUGUCCCAUGGGUUGGAAAGCAUGGUGGUCUCAAGCAGAGAGGGAAGGAAACAAAAUUGCAUGUAAGUCUGAGUUGUGCAUCUAACAACAAUAAAAAAAAUAGCACAAAAUCAGAAUUACCAGUCUAGGAUGGGACGUUCCCAAUUCCACUUGAUGAUAGAGUCUAGAAUAUGCCUAUGUUGGAGUUUAUAGGACAACUGUGACUUCAGUCACAAAUGGUAAGGGAGCUUCAGAGAUAGAGCAGUAGGGUUCUGUGUGCCCCUGGUUCCCCUCUAGUUUCGAGCUUUUUGAUCAUAUCCUACUUUUUUAAUACAUGAGUGUAAUAGGAAGACAUGUUUACAAUGUUUACAGCCAGGAUCAAAAUGGCUCUCAAGAAGGACUCUACUGUCAUCUGAAGAAAUAUUGAUUAGAGGUUAUAUUUAGAAACAAGAUCUACCUCAGUUGGACGAAUGGGAUGGUGCCAAGAUUUUCUCUAAAAUAUCUGAAUCACUUUAUCCAGGAUGGAGAAUAUGAAAAGGGGAAAAAAGCAGAAUAGGGAGAAAAGAGCCAUCUGAGUGGCAUAAGACCAUGUGUUCUUGGCUCGGCCUUCCCCAGAUCUUCAGCAGAUUCCUCUAACCGCAUCUGUUGUGAGCUGAGUUUCAGUGUACACGUCCCAGCAGGUGGGAGAGCCCUGGAGCCCUGGGCCAUAGCAGCAUAAGCAUCACCCCCGUCCCUGGAAUUUACAGAAAUCUUGGGAAUUGUGGACUCUCGUGGGCUGAAGAAUUGCCUGUUUUACCCAGAUCUAAAGAAAAGCUUCCAGCUACCACCUGGGUAAUAUACAUAUAAAGGUGUAUUAUGACAGGGAGGGGCAAUAAAUUCAAAUAAGCAACUUGUGGCCCAUAAAUACUUGUGUGGAAAUCUUUAGUGCAACAGAUGACUGAAACCUAUAGUCCACAUUGAGUUCCUAGUCCUCCAUUCAUUUUACUUGUCCAGGUUUAUAGGUAAUCAAAUGUUUACCAUAUGCUGUGUACAUUUUUAAAGAUUUUCUUUAUUUCAGGCCCCUUCGGUAUAUUCCAUACUUACUAUUUCCUUUUUUCAUUCCCUUUACUGUAAUGUAUUUGUCAACUCCACCUAUGUACGUGGAUGUUAAUGUGUUUUCCAGAGCAUAAGUUAUCACUACACAAUAAUAUGAUUACUCUGAUAAGCUACACAUAACAAAUCCGUAUGAAUCCUAUCAUAGACAUUGUGUAUUCAUGCCACAGUUCAUUUGCCUUGUGAUUGAGGGCAGUUUACAAAUUUAUACAUAAUACAAAAGAUAAAUUAUUGACUGUCCCCAGAGCCCUGAUUCCAGGGGGUUUACAGUCUCUAAUUGGAAAGGGAGAUGGAGUCCCACAUAAACCAUGGAAAGACAAGUCUGAUCAGUGUGGACACUCUGGUUGGGGAGACACUGCUCCUGGCUGGAACACUCCUAAUGGAGGUAGGGUUUGAUCUGAAUCUAGACAUGUUGGUAGGUUUAUGGAUAUUGUGGGUUGGAAGAGGGUGGGGGGACAGGGCUCAGGCAGGAGCUGCCCCAGCACAGAGUCAGUGGUGGGGCAGUCAGGGUAUGUGUAUGCACAGGGCAGCACAGGCAGAUGGUGAGAGGGCAGGUUUCUUAGAGUAGAACAUAAUGCUGAAAAUCUGAAUUUACUUCUUUUAGAAAUCAAGACAUUUGCCGUAUAAUUUACAGUAUAUCCUGAGAAAAGCCUUAGUGGUGAGAUUCUUGAAAUGCAAGGUUUGUUGCUCAAAGCAGUGCAUUUUUCUACAACACCAGAGCAGAAUGAGAAAUAAGUUUGUAUUUUCAUUCAAGAUAACAGCUCAAGCUAUUUUUUUGUGAGGGACUAACUAAAACAGCUGUGGAGCAAAGGUACCAAAAUCAAACUUUGACAGCUGAGUCAGUCUCUUUAUUAUUUUAAUUAUACUCUCUUAUCAAUAAAUCCUGGCCUUUACUGUUUCAAAACACCUUGAGGCAGGCAGACACACACACACACACACACACACACACACACACACACACACACAAAAUGAGCUUAAGAUGGCUUUUAAAAUCCAACCUAUGAUUGGAAAAUAAAUAGUUAAGCUGAAUA